AUGAAGACUCGAUAAGCAUAUCUAUCAUUAGAAUAGAUGACUUUAAGUUGCUUAACGAGUCAGAGAGAGUAUAAAUUAGUAAAUUAAAAGAGAAAUUCACUUUUAAUAUCAUUAGUUUAGCCAAAAAGGCAAAGAAAUACAUCUUAAAUUGCUGAAUUAGAUGAUAUACCAAAGAAAUAGAGAAGAAAAAGCUUCUAAGAUGGUAAGAGUGGAUAGAAAUUACUUAGAUUAAAUUGUCUAUAUCCAUUAUCUAUUUGUUUAUAGCAUAUUAGUCAAAAGCCAAAAAUAGAUAAUAAGAUUGUAUUACGUAAAGCUGUAAAAAGGGCUUCAGUAAUAUUAUCGACUGUGAAAUAUUGGAAAGAUCGUUCUCAACUGAAAAUAGAAGUUCCUACUAUGUUUAAAUCAAUGCAUUAGAGAAAUAGUUAUGCAAGUGAUAGGAAUGCAAUUACUACUCGUAGUAUAAAGAGAAGUGAUUAAAAUCCUGUAUUGUUGAAUCAAUUUAGAAUUAGAAAUAAUGAAAGGCUGAUCUAGUAUGGACUCGAUAAGACAGCCUAAAAAGCAAAGUCUGCAAGUCACCAUUUACCAAAUUAUAACUUAUAAAGUUAUUCUACACGAUAUAGCAUAUAAAAUGUACAUAUCAGAAUAAAACAAUGA
Messenger RNA from Paramecium primaurelia, 654 nucleotides. Lineage: Eukaryota; Ciliophora; Oligohymenophorea; Peniculida; Parameciidae. The record is from the annotation of a GenBank genome assembly.